Messenger RNA from Heterostelium album PN500, 1503 nucleotides. It is a transcript of the gene cysB, whose product is annotated as cystathionine beta-synthase. The record is from RefSeq and is a predicted model, not a curated record. Lineage: Eukaryota; Evosea; Eumycetozoa; Acytosteliales; Acytosteliaceae. The coding region runs from base 1 to 1503 and encodes 500 amino acids. The transcript has 3 exons. Gene Ontology annotation, cellular component: cytoplasm. Gene Ontology annotation, molecular function: cystathionine beta-synthase activity; cysteine synthase activity.
AUGGCUGAUAUGAACCAACCAUCAAAGUGCACCUGGUCGUUAGGUACUACCGAGAAGUGUCCACAUUCCACUAGAGCUAAAGAAACACCAAAGAUCUAUGAUAACAUUCUUCAACAAAUCGGAAAUACACCAUUGGUUAGAAUCAAUAAUGUUUCAAAGGGUUUGAAAUGUGAAUUAUUGGCCAAAUGUGAAUUUUUCAAUGCUGGUGGUUCAGUUAAGGAUAGAAUUGGUUACCGUAUGGUUCUCGAUGCUGAGGCAUCUGGUCGUAUCAAGCCAGGUGACACUUUGAUCGAGCCAACCUCUGGUAAUACCGGUAUCGGUUUGGCUUUGGCCGCCGCCAUCAAGGGAUACAAGAUGAUCAUCACCUUGCCAGAGAAGAUGUCACAAGAGAAGGUCGACGUUCUCAAGGCUCUCGGUGCCACUAUCAUUCGUACACCAACUGAAGCCGCCUUUGACUCACCGGAGUCACACAUUGGUGUCGCCUUGAAGUUGAACGCUGAGAUUCCAAACUCUCACAUCUUGGAUCAAUAUGCCAAUCCAUCGAAUCCACUCGCUCACUACGAUGGUACCGCCGAGGAGAUCAUCGACCAAUGCGAUGGUAAGAUCGAUAUGGUCGUCUGCACUGCCGGUACUGGUGGAACCAUCACCGGUAUCGCUCGUAAGAUCAAAGAGCGUUUGCCACACGUCAAGAUUGUCGGUGUCGAUCCAUUCGGUUCCAUCUUGGCCGUGCCAGCUUCGUUGAACGAGACCAAGAUCACCUCGUACAAGAUCGAGGGUAUCGGUUACGAUUUCAUUCCAAAGGUUUUGGAUCGUUCACUCGUUGACGAGUGGGUAAAGUCUGAGGACUCCGAGUCGUUCAUCAUGGCCCGUCGUUUGAUUAAGGAGGAAGGUUUGCUCUGUGGUGGAUCCUCUGGUUCCGCCAUGGUCGGUGCCUUGAAGGCUGCCGCUCAACUCGGUGAAGGACAACGUUGUGUUGUGUUGCUCGCCGACUCCAUUCGUAACUACAUGUCCAAGCAUUUGAAUGACGACUGGAUGGUCGACAACGGUUUCGUCAACCCAGUCUACCCAUCGUACAAAACCACCGAGGAGGAGAAAUACCACGGUGCCACAAUCAAGGAUUUGAACUUGCCAAAGCCAAUCACCGUCUCUGCCAACACCACCUGUGCAGCUGCCGUCGAGUUGCUCCAGAAGCACGGAUUCGAUCAACUUCCAGUCGUCUCUGAAACCAAGAAACUCCUUGGUUUGGUCACCCUCGGUAAUUUGCUCUCACACAUCUCAUCGAAGCGUUCAAUGCCAACCGACCCAGUCAGCAAGGUCAUGUUCAGAUUCCACAGAAACGAACACUUUGUUUCAAUCUCCACCGAAACCUCACUUGCCAGUUUACAAAAGUUUUUCGAGUCUCAUUCAUCUGCAAUCGUCACUGACAAUGAUGAAAUUGUAUCUAUCGUUACAAAGAUUGAUCUUUUGACUUACAUCAUGAAGCACCCAGUUGAACAAAAAUAA